Molecule: messenger RNA, 1146 nt
Organism: Myxozyma melibiosi
Lineage: Eukaryota; Fungi; Ascomycota; Lipomycetes; Lipomycetales; Lipomycetaceae
Exons: 2
Coding region: 1-1146 (381 amino acids)
Cellular component (GO): cytoplasm
Molecular function (GO): flavin adenine dinucleotide binding; electron-transferring-flavoprotein dehydrogenase activity
Source: RefSeq, a predicted model, not a curated record
AUGGCUCUCAAUCCCGCAGCCUCCUCCCGCCGCAAGGAGAUCGUCGUCGUCGGCGGUGGCAUCUACGGCGUCGGCACAGUGUCGUAUUUCCUGCGCAAGAUGGAUCCGAAGUUUGUGCACGUCACGCUGAUUGAGAAACGCGAUGAUUUUAUCUACCUGCCGAUAAACUGCCGCAACCUCGUCGAGGAUCUGAGCGAAUACAUCAAGCCGUAUGACGGUCUCUUUAACCCGAAUCCGAGCCUGGGAGAAGUCAAGAAGGGACUUGUCAUCGGCUUGGAUAGACAGAAGAAGCUCGUCAAGCUUGAGUCUGGCGAGAGUGUCCGAUAUGAUGUGCUUAUAUUGACUCCAGGAUGCGCCUGGAACGAUCCAAACAGCGCACCUUCGACGCACGAGGAAACGCUGGCAUACUACCAAGCCCUUCGCGAGCGCGUCCAGAACAGCAAAAACAUCGUCGUCAUCGGCGCCGGCUCUGUGGGCUGCGAAGUGUCGGGCGAGAUCAAGUCCCGCUACGGGCGCUCGAAGAACGUGAUCUUGAUCCACGCCCGCGAGCUGCCCUUGACGCCGAUCUACAUGCCCAAGCUGCGCAAGAAAGUCGCGGGGAUGCUCAAGAAGCUCGGCGUGAAUGUGAUUUACAGUACACUCGGGUACGACAAUCGCGACGGAACGGUGACGCUGCAGCACAACUCGAUGGGAAACGUGUCCAAUGAGGAUAUCGAGGCGGAUAUGGUGUUGACGGAUAUCACGCCCAAGCCGAAUACCUGGUUCAUUCCCAGCGAGUUCAAGAACUCGGGCGGAUCCGUGCAGGUGCUCGAUACCUUCCAGACCGUGCUUGAUCCCAACGUCUUCUGCGUCGGCGACGCAAACGACAUUCCCGAGGUCAAGCAGGCCUUGCACUCGCGCGGCAACUCGAUGCCAGUGCUUUUCAACAACGUCUCGGCGGUGCUGGAAGGGAAAAAGCCAAGAGACCACUACGUUACCUUGCGACACUCGCUCUCGCUGACGUUCGGUCGCGAUAUCGGAGUCGGGUACAUGAAGCUUCCGGGACUGGGACCUACGGUCUUGCCGGAGUGGGUGGUCAAGAAGUUGAAGAACGAGGACUUACAUGCGAAGCGUAUCGCCAAGCUGAUGAACGGGUUCUCACCUUGA